AUGGUAGAUAUCAAAAAAAUAAGCAAUGAAGAAUUAUUAAAAGAAUUAGAAAGAAGAAUAAAAAAAGAUAAAAGUAUCCAUUCUUAUUUAACCUGCUAUGCUUACCACGUGGAUGACGAUCAUCCUGAGGCGGAGGUGACUUUGACUGAUAAAGAAACAGGUUUCCAAAGAUUUCGAGGACAAAUUGCCCGAGUUUCUUUCAAGGAAAUAAUUUAUGAGGAGGCAAUUCCAAUUGAUGGGGAAUUCUUGGUUGUUAACCGAAAAACUGAGCAAUGGAUUUUUAAGGACUUAAUUGACAGUUUAAAAAAGAGAAAAGACAAGGAUGAUGUUUUUUCGAAGAACUUGUUUGAAUUAAAGAAAUUGGCUGAGGAAAAGGCCAAAAAGGAGGAUAAUAGUGGAGUAUUGGAGAAAGUUAAAGAUGAGGAAGGAACCGAAUGA
Molecule: messenger RNA, 438 nt
Organism: Ambispora gerdemannii
Lineage: Eukaryota; Fungi; Glomeromycota; Glomeromycetes; Archaeosporales; Ambisporaceae
Source: the annotation of a GenBank genome assembly